Messenger RNA from Salvia hispanica, 1323 nucleotides. Its product is annotated as FCS-Like Zinc finger 8-like. The record is from RefSeq and is a predicted model, not a curated record. NCBI's taxonomy places the organism in Eukaryota, Viridiplantae, Streptophyta, Magnoliopsida, Lamiales, Lamiaceae.
AAAAAGCAUCACUCUCUCUCUCUCUCCUUCUUGAUCAUUUCUGCACUCUUCAAAAGGCUUUAAUAAGACCUUUUUUUUUGUUUGUGUGUCAAAAAAUGGAAGCCAAUGAGAUUUGGCAUUGUUUUUCACCCUCCACUUUAUUAUUCCUCUCCAUUUCCCUUUGAUUUCUCUCAAAUUUCACCUCACAACAACUCCUUCCUCCCUUCACUAAACACACUUUCUCUGUGAUAAUUUUAGCUUAAAUUUUGAAUUUUUGAAAGGAAAUGGUGUGGAACAGAUCAAGAGCAGUGAGAACCAAACAAGCCCUAAUGUCUGAUCAAACUCCAUUAUUCCUCUCUCCCACCAAAAACCCUAAUUCCUCCCCAAUUUCCUCCUUCUUCAAUGGCUUCCUCCUCCCAAAAUCCAAUCUUGAGUCAGAAACCACCAGCCCCACCUCAAUUCUCGACCCCAAAAUCCCCAAUUUCCAAAACCCCUUCGCCCUCGACCCGCCGCCGCCGCGCCACCACGACUUCGAAAAAUCGAUCGGGCUGGCCCUAAUUGACUCGAUCGCCGACGAUUUGGGCGGCGGCGAUUGCCGAUUCCCGAAGCCGAUUAACCGGCUGGCGCUGAAGGUGCAGAUUCCGGAGAUCAGCAGCUCGAUUUCGGAGCAAUCGCCGAGAUCGCCGGCGGAUUUUGGGAUCAAGACGCGGGGGCUGCAGGUGACGAGCCCGAGCCCCUUCGGCGGCGGCGGAGGGAAGGGUUUUGCGCGGCAGCUGUCGCUCAAGGAGAUGGAGAUGUCGGAGGAUUACACGUGCGUGAUCAAGCACGGCCCCAAUCCAGAGACCAAACACAUCUACGAUGACUGCAUUUUGGAUGAAGAUGAUCCAAAAUUGGAUCUUUCGCAGCCCCAAACUGAGGAACCGAAGGAUUUCUUCAGCUUUUGCCACGCUUGCAAAGCUCUUCUUCAAGAGGAUAAAGACAUUUACAUUUACAGGGGUGAGAAAGCAUUUUGUAGCCAAGAAUGCCGCAGCAAAGAAAUGGUGUUUGAGGGGAUGGAGAAUCCAGGGUCAUUUUAGGGAUGUGAAGAUUUUUUGGUUUUUGAAUCUUCUGAAAUUUUGUUGCUUCUCUUUCUUCUUCUUCUCCCUUUGCAUAUAUACAGAUAAAUGGGAGGCACAAAUCAUUGCUUGGAACUUGUAUCACAUUUGAUGAAUGAUUUUGGCGAUUGAAACAUUUGUAAGAAUUGAUCAGUGGUUCAAUUAAUUAAAAACAUUGUAACUUGAAGGCAACAAUGAUUACCUUGUUGCAUUUCAUCUUGGCCGUUGAAUCUAAUCCAUCACUGUACAA